GACCUGUGUUUUCCCCGGAAGUGCCUUCCCUCCUCCCGAGUCUGCACGGACGCAGCUUCCUUACCUCACUUGUCUUCGCCCCUCCCCGUCCCUCUACGCGUUUUGGAUCCUGGUUGGUGCUUCCUGGUUGCAGCCGCGGCAUAUCGAGGUUACUGACUUUCCAUGAUGUUUGGUGGCUAUGAGACUGUAGAAGCAUAUGAAGAUGACCUUUAUCGUGAAGAGUCAUCUAGUGAACUGAGUGUUGAUAGUGAGGUGGAAUUUCAGCUAUACAGCCAAGUUCAUUAUGCCCAAGAUCUUGGUAACAUUAUCGAGGAGGAAGAAAGUGAAGAAGAGAACGCUGGGAAUUCUGAAUCAUCAACUACUAAACCAAAUCAGAACUUAAUUGUCCUUUCAGAUAGUGAGGCCAUCCAGCUAUCAGAUGGGUCAGAGGUCAUCACUUUGUCUGAUGAAGAUAGUAUUUACAAAUGUAAAGGAAAGAAUGUUAGAGUGGAAGCACAAGAAAAGGCCCAAGGUCCUUCUGCUGCUCUUCAUUCUAGUGAGUUGGCUAAUAAGGAAUGUGAGAGGGAUAUUGAGAAAACUAAACCUGAAGAGAGAUCAAAUGUAAUCCGAGAGGUCAUGAUUAUAGAAGUCAGUUCAAGUGAUGAGGAAGAGAGCACUAUUUCGGAAAGUGAUAAUGUGGAAAGCUGGAUGCUACUGGGAAGUGAAGACGAUGAUAAGGAUGAUGAUAUCCUUCUCAACCUUGUGGGAUAUGAAGACUCUGUUCCUGAAGGAGAAGGUGACGUAAACUGGUUCAUCAGUGAAAAAGAUAUUGAGGCCCAGAUAGCUAAUAACAGAUCACCUGGAAGAUUGGCCCAGCGAUACUACACGGACUACAAAAAUGUUAUCUGUAGAAACUGUGACAAACGUGGCCAUUUGUCAAAAAACUGCCCCUUCCCACGUAAAGCUCGUCCGUGUUACCUGUGCUCCGAGUUAGGACACUCCAUGUAUUCCUGUCCAGCAGACCUAUGCAUUAGCUGUCCUAUGCCUGAGAAAUUUCGCCACAAAUGUCUUUUCCCACGUGCCUGGGCUAAAGAAUGUAACCGGUGUCAUAUGAAAGGCCACUAUACUGAUGCUUGCCCAGAAAUCUGGAGGCAGUAUCACCUAACGACCAAACCUGGACCACCCAAAAAGCCGAAGACCCCUUCCAGACCAUCAGCCUUAGUGUAUUGCUACAACUGUGCACAGAAAGGCCAUUAUGGACACGAAUGUAAAGAGGAAAUAGGAUAUGGCGUGUUUCUAAAAUCUCCAUUCGUCAACUACUAUGAUGACAAAUAUGAAAUUCAAGAGAGAGAGAAGAGACUAAAACGAGAAAUAAAAGUACUCCAGCGAAAUGGGGAUAUUCCAAUGUGUUACACGCUAUCUUCUGUGGAAAGAGCACAUGAGAGUCUCCCCCAUCAUAAGAGGAAGAGCCAUGCCUUGUGGAAGAGUAGCAGGUGGCCUCAAGAAGAUAAAGAAAUGACGUACAGGAAUAGAGACCAUAAAAAGCACAGGAAAGUUGACAGACGUCGUGAGGUGGAUGAGGAUUUUCCCAGAGGCCCAAAAACUCACUUUCCUCCUGGCAGUAUUAAAACCUGGAAGCCUCAUAAGUCCUUUCACCAUUCGUCGCAUCACCACAAGUCAAGAGAAGACAAGCUUCCCAAAGAGGGCAAGCGGGGCAAGAAGAAGAAAAAAGAGAGAUACUUGGAAGAUGAUGACAAUGAUAAUUUAUUUCUUAUUAAGCAGAGGAAAAAAAAAAUCUAAGCCGUACAACAGCCUCUGAUUUGACUUUCCAUUGUUCAUUUGGUCUUCAUGUUUAUAGCAUUCUGCCAGUAUUUUUAUUAUUUAUGAUCAAACAAAGUGAAGUUUUGUUUUUUUAAUUUCAGCCAUACCUAGAGUUUUGGAUAAAAACCAUGGAGACUCAGUUCUCUAUGUCCAACAGAUUAUUUGGUAAGAAAAUAGAUAAACUAGGACUUCUGUUCCAGUGUCACUUUUACUCAGAAUCCUAGGGAUAAGAAGAAUUCAUCUUUUCAAGAAAACUUUUUUAAAAUACUUUGAAAAAAAAAAUAAAAGCUUAUCAAAUGUAAUUCAUCCACAAUGUGAGUAUGAAAAUUAAAUCCUGCUAGAAAGAGAAAUUAACACUAAUAAGAAAUUUUCAAGUCUUUUUCAGCAUUUUUUUUAAAACAUUGGAAAGGGCAAUAGCUAUAAAUCUAAAUCCAGCUUUUCUUGCUUCUGAUGCUGUUGUCAGAAUCCUUCUUUGGAUAGAACACCCACAAACCAUAAAAACAAAGGUAUCACUGAAGCCCUGAAGAGGCAGGGAACUGGGCUUCAGCAGAAUACAGAUAAGGAAUCCAUCUAGUAUAAACAUCAGAAGACAAAUUUCCUAAAACAAGUGAAACAGAGUCGUCAAAAAUGUUAACAUAAUCACAGUGAAAUAGUUUUUUUAUUAUUUUUACAGCUACAUUUCAAGAAGACUCAGAUCUAUAGAGAAGAAUAUUACCCAAAUUAAAACAUUGUUUUGUUUUUGUGGAUUUUUUAACUGCCACAAAGCUAUAUAGAAUUUUUUGUACUUGUGAACCUUUUGUGCUUAUCAAAGCCUAAUGUUUGAAUAAGAAAAAUAAAAUG
Messenger RNA from Lemur catta (Ring-tailed lemur), 2640 nucleotides. It is a transcript of the gene ZCCHC7, whose product is annotated as zinc finger CCHC-type containing 7. Gene Ontology annotation, molecular function: zinc ion binding; nucleic acid binding. The record is from RefSeq and is a predicted model, not a curated record. The coding region runs from base 163 to 1779 and encodes 538 amino acids. Lineage: Eukaryota; Metazoa; Chordata; Mammalia; Primates; Lemuridae. The transcript has 9 exons.